AUGGUGAAAUUUCAUGGUGAAGCGGGUAUUGAUGCAGGUGGAGUAAGGCGAGAGUAUGGUUCCCUAUUGUGUAAGGAACUGUUUUCAGCCAAAGUCAAUCUUUUCGAAGGAAAAGAUGAUAGAAAGUUGCCCCUCUACUCAAGUGACAACAUGUGCUCGAGAAUGUUCCAGAUUGCGGGAAAAAUGAUUUCCUACUUAAUCAUACAUCUUGACAUUGGUGUUCCGUGCUUGAGUCCAGCUGUGUAUCAUUAUAUUUCAACAUUAACAAUUGAACCUGACCGUUGUUCCAUUGAAGAUGUUGUAGACCUCGAUUUAAAAGAGUUGAUUUUAAAGGUACUGUACAGUAAUUGGUUUAUUUUUUAA
Messenger RNA from Paramuricea clavata, 363 nucleotides. The record is from the annotation of a GenBank genome assembly. Lineage: Eukaryota; Metazoa; Cnidaria; Anthozoa; Malacalcyonacea; Plexauridae.